UUCCCAACGAAACCUCCGAAUAUCUCGGGCGUCUCGCAACGGUCGGCCAGGCAGAGUCACCGCCCUACUGGGAAUCCGCGCCAAGCUACUCCUCAGCGUCCUAUCGCGCAAAGCGGGCGAGUACGCUCCAAGAGGCGCCCCGUGCACACGCAUCAGAAAAGGCGGCAUACGCCCCAGCUGAAGGGACUGACGCGCCAUCUUCACGGAGGGGACAGGACAUGGCUGCUGAUGACGCGGGCGAAAGAGAGGGAUAUGUGAGGUCGGAAAUAGCAGAGAGCGUGCACCCCGGUAGCAGUCUUGCGGCAAUGACUGCUCCACCGAUGUACGAGAGUGAGGCUGGGGCCGCACCGAUGUACGAGAGUGAGGUUGGGGCUGUACUGAUGUACGAGAAUGAAUAGGUAUCCCCGCACCUCCUAACUGCGUCGUCUCUUGAAGAACAG
Molecule: messenger RNA, 440 nt
Organism: Phanerochaete carnosa HHB-10118-sp
Lineage: Eukaryota; Fungi; Basidiomycota; Agaricomycetes; Polyporales; Phanerochaetaceae
Exons: 1
Source: RefSeq, a predicted model, not a curated record